Messenger RNA from Suillus subaureus, 1224 nucleotides. RefSeq names its product Thiolase, N-terminal domain-containing protein. Bases 1 to 1224 code for a protein of 407 amino acids. Gene Ontology annotation, cellular component: peroxisome. The record is from RefSeq and is a predicted model, not a curated record. Gene Ontology annotation, biological process: fatty acid beta-oxidation; phenylacetate catabolic process. Gene Ontology annotation, molecular function: acetyl-CoA C-acyltransferase activity. The transcript is spliced from 10 exons. Lineage: Eukaryota; Fungi; Basidiomycota; Agaricomycetes; Boletales; Suillaceae.
AUGACGCGCAAUGUCUCUACACAUAGCGGCAAGGGCAUCUCUGUGGUGCUACAGAAGAACCCAGAUGAUGUGGUCAUUACCUUUGCAAAGCGUACCCCAAUGGGGAGGAAUAGAAAAGGUCAAUUCAAGGAUAUCCCAGUGGAUGAAAUGAUGCAAGCUCUGCUCAAGGCGACCUUCGAGAAGACAAAGCUGGACCCCGCAAAACUUGACGACAUUUGCGUUGGCACAUGUCAUCCUCCUUCUCCAAUGUACUCCUCGCGUGCCGCUGCUCUCGCAUCCGGCAUUCCUCACGAUGUUCCCAUCUCGACAGUGAACAGGCUGUGUUCAUCCGGCCUUAUGGCCAUCCGCAACAUUGCCCACGCUAUUCAGUCAGGCGAGAUAUCCAUGGGCAUGGCAAUCGGAGUGGAGAAUAUGACACUGAACCCCCGUCCUACGCCUGUUAUUUCUGAGUCUGUGGACAAAUUUCCCCGGGCUCACGAUUGCAUCCAACCUAUGGGUUGGACGUCUGAAAUGGUCGCUCAAACCUAUAAAGUCUCAAGACAGAAGCAAGAUGAAUAUGCCCUCAUAUCACAUACUCGCGCAACCAAGGCGAUGGCCACCGGCAUCUUCUCUGAGGAGAUCAUCCCAGUCGAAAUCCGCGGGACUGUGGUAUCUGUUGACGACACAAUCCGGCCUGGCGUGACAAUGGAGAUGCUAUCUGGGCUAAAACCUGUGUUCCAAGAUUGGGGCGAUGCAGCUACCACUGCUGGAAACGCUAGUGGCAUUGGCGAUGGUGCCGCGUUAUGCAUUCUCACGACAAGAGAGCGUGCGGAGAAAGAAAACAUGGAAAUUCUCGGGAAAUGGGUUGGAUGCGCAGUCGUCGGUGUCGAGCCCCGUUACAUGGGCAUUGGCCCCAUCGCCGCUAUUCCUAAGAUCCUUACACAAGUUGGUCUCACUAAGGAUGACAUUGACAUCUACGAGAUAAAUGAAGCAUUCGCUUCGCAAUUUGCAUAUUGUGUCGAAGAACUUGGCAUUUCCAUGGACAAAAUCAAUCCGAACGGUGGGGCAAUAGCCGUGACACACCCUUUGGGGAUGACUGGUGUUCGUCAAGUUGUCACCGGCCUCACGGAACUCCGCAGGAGAGACAAAAAGUUGUUGUGCACAAGUAUGUGCGUCGGCAGUGGCAUGGGUGCAGCAGGCAUCUUCGUGAACGAGGCACAACCAUCCUGUGAGGCGAAGUUAUAG